Molecule: messenger RNA, 732 nt
Organism: Colletotrichum phormii
Lineage: Eukaryota; Fungi; Ascomycota; Sordariomycetes; Glomerellales; Glomerellaceae
Exons: 1
Coding region: 1-732 (243 amino acids)
Source: RefSeq, a predicted model, not a curated record
AUGGCUGACCUCAGAUCGUCAGGCUUGCUGCUCCUCGAUGGCAAUUGGGACCCUACCGACGUAUUAGAUACAGGUUCAACUCAACUAUCGCUAUGGUGUAGAAAGAUGGUUUUGGAACAGAGCUCGCUCAUGCUCCCUACCACCACUCAAACGAGAUUUGAUCGCGAAAUGGCAGAAGAUGCUGCUCCCAUCGGCCAACUCGUUUUCUUCAUACGGGGAUGUGUGCGCCGUAAGCAAGUGGGGAUCGUUGCCUUUAUCACGAUGGCAUCUCUCACCUAUCAGGUUAUCGAGCGUUAUGUGAAAAAGGACUACGCAACGGGAAAAAGUCAGAAUUUCAACCCGGACAACUUUCCGAAUCCCGAGUCUCCAAAUCUUGAAUAUGAGCAUCUCUACUACCUCUGCGUCUUCUUCAAACAUAUCGUUUUGUUGGUUGCCGAGAAGAGGAGGUUAUUUAUCUAUAUCGACUUUCUUGACAUGUUUGCUGGGGGGGCCAGGUUUGACAUUGUUAUGAAUGCCUUGAUCGAUUUGGCGGCGGUUCAGGUCGACCCAAAGCACAACCCGAUCAUAUUGAUCAUUACAGGCCCAGGUCGUCCAGGCUGCGCGCUCUCAAUUAGGGAAACGCUAAGAAAUCGAGUUCACCCACAGGAUAAGGUUGAUGCUACGGUCUAUUACUUGGACUGGGAUCGCGAUCGUUUAGAACCUGAACCUGCACAUGUCACUAUAGAGGACUAG